Molecule: messenger RNA, 2940 nt
Organism: Amphibalanus amphitrite
Lineage: Eukaryota; Metazoa; Arthropoda; Thecostraca; Balanomorpha; Balanidae
Product: metal-response element-binding transcription factor 2-like
Exons: 11
Coding region: 346-2187 (613 amino acids)
Source: RefSeq, a predicted model, not a curated record
AAUUUUCAGCUCUAAGAAAGCGACAAUCAAAAGAGCGCCUGUAUUGUUUGGUGGAUUUGGAUUGGAGCGAUAAAAUUUGCAACAAAAGAGCGUUUCUGUAUAUUUAUUUUGAUUUUAUUCAAUGCUUUUGUAUGAUUUUCGCCUGCUCUUCUUAAGUAUGGUUAACCUAAUGUAAAAAAAUAUAACUGUCUCAACUCCGCCGUCCCUUUCGCCGCACGGCGGCGGCGCUGAAGUCGCUGAUAUCUCAAGCUGGAACGAAUGGUUUAUGGAAGGGCUACAGCUCAAGGGACGACCGGCCAGUUUCGAUGAAACCUGGAUACCUUUUCUCUGAAUAGUGGAUUCACUAUGUCAUCAAUGAGCAUAAGCAGAAAAGCUCUGGAAUCCACCCCCACGUCACCGGACAGCACCACGGUUCCAUCCAAAUUCGUCGACGGAGAAGAGGUGUUCUCACAUGCCAAGGACGGUCGGUUCUACUUGGGAACGGUUGUUGAGUCGGACGAGGCCCGCGCGCGCUGCCUGGUGCGGUACGCGGACGGCACCCAGGCGUGGUCUCAGUACAGGAACGUGUCGCGUCCGCGGCCGCUGGACGAGCCGUGCUGCAUGUGUCGGAGCGCCGCCACGGCCGCCGACAAUGAGAUAGUGCACUGCGUCGUCUGCCGCCUGCCGUUCCACCAGCGCUGCGUACAGCCCAAGUUACAGCUGAUAGCGCCCGGCUGGUCAUGCGAAGAGUGCCGAGACAGUCGGCCCAAACACAUUGCUAGUCACGACAACAUGAAGCUUGUUACCAAUGAGCACAAGAAAACACUGCCAUAUAGUCUCUCGUCUCUGACAUGGAUGUCGGACCACAAAGUGAACCGGGAGCAGACGUACUGUUACUGCGGCGGGCCCGGCGACUGGUUCAACAAGAUGUUGCAGUGCUUCCAGUGCCGACAGUGGUUUCACGAGGUGUGCAUCGAGUGUCUGCAGUACCCGCUGCUCAGCGGCGACCGGUACCACGUGUUCGUGUGCGCCGUCUGUAACGACGGCACCGAACUGGUCAAGCGGCUCGACAUCCGCUGGCAGGAGGUGGUCCACCUGGCCCUCUUCAACCUGACGGUGGCCUCGCAGAAGCGCUACCACGACCUGGACCUGGCGCUGCUGCCCUGGAUCGACGAGCACUGGGACGUCCUCCAGGCGCCCAUUUACCUCCAGACAGUGCCAAUCAAGCUGCGGCGCGGCGAGGUCCUACGCGUGCUGCAGGACUCCAAGAACAAGUCGGCCUUCCAGUCGGGCCGCGAGCACAAGAAGCGGCCCGGUCUGUGGAGUCUGCGCGUGAAGGCGCCGCCGCCGCCGCCCACAGUGGACCUGCGACUCAGCCGGCCCGUCACCGAACACUCGCUCAAGGCGGUGCGCGUCCACUACUCGAGCAGCAGGAAGAGCAAACAGAUCACGCCUGUGAAGCUGAAGCGGAAAAUGGCCGAGGAGCCGAAGUGCCGCUCGGAGCCAGUCGUCACGCCGGGGGGUGGCGUCUACCCGCCGUACGGCGCCGUCAAGAAGCGCGCCACCACCGAGUGCCCCGGCUCCCGGUACCCGUUCAUGAACGGCCGGUGCUCCCACUCGGAUGCCGAGUCGCCGCCGCCGCCGCCGCGGAUGUUGCGGACGCGCGCUCCACCGGCGCCUCCGCAGCAGCCGCCGCCGUCCGCGGCGCCCUCCCGGACUCCGAGCACCAGCGAGCGGACCAGUCCCGGGUCCUCAGAGACCGGCGCCGCCUCCGAGCCCGCCCCGCCCCCCUCCGUCAGCAAACGGGGACGGAAACUGCGGCCGGCGGUAAAGACGGCGUCGGCCUCCGGCUCCGUGGAGACUUCUAGUGACGAGGCGUCUCGCGGCGGCACGCUGGACGCCCUCAUACCGCCCUCGUUCAACUUCGACGGCCUCAACAACCCGUUCUCUGGCCUGAUUGGCACCGUGGUCACCCGCCAGCUUAGCGAGAAGGACAUCCGCAUCAGCAAGACGGGCGAGGUGCGCCGCCGCCGGAAGCGCCGCCUGCGCCGUCUGCCGGUGCCGCCGACGUCGGCCGCCGCCGGCUGGGCGGACGUGGGCGCGCUGUUUGGCGCGGCGGCCGGCGGCGGGCGCGGCGCGCGUGCUCUGCUCGCCCGGCGCACCUCGCUCAGCGGAGAGGUCCAGUACCUAGUGGAGUGGGAUUCGUGACCCUGUGGUGGGACAGAGAGGCUCAGAGUGAUCACCGACCUGCUCCCGUACCGGGCGGUCGCCUACCUCUCUGACGGUGGCCGCCCGGUGGUCGGGGGCGGUCCGUUUGUGAUGGGGAAGGUUACAGGAGGAGAGGUGAAUUAAUUCACCGGUACCAGUCAGUCCCACUGUCAGGGCAGGCUCAGCUCAGUGAUAGCUGGCGUCGGAACAGCCUCUCACCGAGGUCCGCAAUCUGUCCAUGAGCGUGGAUCUGGCUGUGUGGUAUCUGCACAGCCCGAAUCUGAAUUCCCGCAACUGACCGGCGAGUUUUGUGGAACUCGGCCGCCGCCGGCCCGCGGCCUCUGGUCUCCGGCCGGGCGCGGGCCGGUUAACCGUAACACGCUUACAAACGCUGCACCGUCAGCCUCAUCAGACAUCCACUGCCGAUAUCAGGGUAUUUUUCUAUUAGCUGGUAGUAACAGCUGCUGUACUGUACAAAUGGGGCGGGCGGUCGGCGAGCCGAGCCCGCCCCCGUGCCGGCCGGCGUUUUGAUGCUAGAUGACACUUUUACCGAAACGCGUGCUCGCGUGUGGUGCAUUCCGUGGGGUCGAGACGCGCCACCUCGUGCUCGUAUAGCUGUCCGAGUGGCGCCGUUGUUUGGGAUGUGUGCAUGGGUGCGUGUGCGUUGGUUGCCCGAGGCACUGCCCGGGAGCAAUCGUCUGAUGUAUGGUGACUCAUUGUUUUCUCGCCAAAGAAAUACACGUGUUGAAUGAA